CUGCACUAUGGGACCCUCCUGGGCAGCAGAGCUUGUGCCCACAUGGCAGCAGCUGCCUGGGCCAGUGCCUUUCUCAAUGCCCUGCUACUCACGGCAAAUACAUUUUCCCUGCCCCUGUGCCACGGCAAUGCCCUGGGCCAGUUCUUCUGUGAAAUCCCCCAGCUCCUCAAGCUCUCCUGCUCACACUCCAAACUUAGGGAACUUGGGCUCACUGUGCUAAGUGCCAUUCUAUUUUUUGCUUGUUUUGUGUUCAUUGUUUUCUCCUAUGUGCAGAUCUUCAGGGCUGUGCUGAGGAUCCCCUCUGAGCAGGGACGGCACAAAGCCUUUUCCACCUGCCUCCCUCACCUGGCUGUGGUCUCCCUGUUUAUCAGCACUGCCACAUUUUCCUACCUGAAGCCGCCCUCCAUCUCCUCCCCAUCCCUAGAUCUGGCUCUGUCAGUUCUGUACUCAGUGGUGCCUCCAUCUGUCCCUGACUCUGUCUUUUCCUCCUCUGACGCUGUGACCACUCCUCCCACUGGUGUGCGCAGCCCGCCUCCCGCCGGCCCCCGGGCCCGCUCCGCGAUCCGAGCCGACCUCCGCACCGGCCUGGCCGCCCUGCUCUGCCGCCGCGCCGCCGUGCCCACCACGGAAAAGCGCCCCUCCUGA
Molecule: messenger RNA, 645 nt
Organism: Melospiza melodia melodia
Lineage: Eukaryota; Metazoa; Chordata; Aves; Passeriformes; Passerellidae
Product: olfactory receptor 14J1-like
Exons: 3
Biological process (GO): detection of chemical stimulus involved in sensory perception of smell; G protein-coupled receptor signaling pathway
Cellular component (GO): plasma membrane
Molecular function (GO): olfactory receptor activity
Source: RefSeq, a predicted model, not a curated record